GUGGUGAUGUUAGAUUUCUCUGUGUGGAAAUACAGAUCUGCAAGGGCUGGACAGGUAGUCUUGAUUUCUGCCUGUAGACAAAAUUAUAAAUAAAUGAUCCAAGCACAAAGUUGUUAAUUGAAAAGAUCUAGCAGUGAUCUCUCUUCAAAUUCUUUAGCUCAGUAUGUUCGUGUAAUUACUCUGAAGAGUCCAUAGUGCUAGACAUUCUGGACGCUACAAAAAUGCAUGCCAGGAGGUUCCUGCCUCCAAGGAUCUUUCUUCAAGUAUAAAUAAGUACAGUUAAAUUCCUCUUUAUUAGUCUUUUUUUGUUUUUGUUUUUUUAGAUUACAUAGCUUUAAAAACCAUUGAAUACUUGUUUCACGAAGUCUGUUUUUUAUUUUAAUCAGUGCCAAAUCUGAGUGUCAAUUUAUUAAUCUUUUAUGUGACUGAGAAACCCGUCUUUGACAUCAUAGCUGUUUCAUAGCAACCUUGACCUAAACAAACAAUGAGAUCCUCUGUUCUAUAGGGUAAAGGCAGUAGGCUGAGAGAGAACAUUAGGCAUCGUCUCACCCAGAAAACAUCUUCCGGUACCCUUGGGAGGGAAGAGUACCUAAAAGGGAGGGAGGAGCUGCCUUUAACAUAGCCUUAAAUGUUCUGAUUCUAAAAGGUUGUCUUGGCCAUUGUCUUCAUGAAUUUUCAUUUCUGUUGAAAAUCCACAUAUGAAUGAACAGCAUUUCACACUUUACAAAGUGUUUUCAUGUACAGUCUAUCAUUUGAUGCUCAAAGUGACCUUCCUGAAAUAGGCAUGGAGGUCUUAAUUUACGAAGGAGGAAAUAGAAAUUCAGGAAGGGCUGUCUCAUGUCCAAGGAGUCAAGUUAUGAUACUGUAGAGAAGUCAGCCGGAAUACCUUUGGGGUGCUGGCUGAGGGUGGCGCAAUGCCUAGCAAGACAUGAAGGUUUUGGCCACUAGUUUCAUCCUUGGGAUCCUGGUGUUGCCCUUCUACCUGCCUUUGGUGGUGACUGCACCUAGAACACUGGCCAUCCCUAAGAAGCUGCAAGAAGCUGUGGGGAGAGUUAUUGUCAAUGCCACAACCUGCACUGUCACCUGUGGCCUUGGCUAUAAGGAGGAGACUGUCUGUGAGGUGGGCCCUGACGGAGUGAGAAGGAAGUGUAAGUCUCAGCGCUUGGAAUGUCUGACCAACUGGAUCUGUGGGAUGCUCCAUUUCACCGCGCUCACCGGGAAGGAAUUUGAGCUUAGCUGUCUGAGUUCAGACAUCCUGGAGGUUGGACAGGAAGCUUUCCGAUUCACUUGGAGACUUGCUCGGGGUAUCAUCUCAACCAAUGACGAGGUCUUCAAACCCUUCCGAGCCAAUUCCCACUUUGUGAAGUUUCAGUCUGCUCAGGAGUAUGACUCGGGGACAUACCGGUGUGACGUGCAGCUGUUAAAAAACUUGAGAUUUGUCAAGAGGCUUUAUUUUGGGCUGAGGGUCCUUCCUCCUAACUUGGUAAACCUGAAUUUCCAUCAGUCCCUUACUGAGGAUCAAAAGUUAAUAGAUGAGGGCUUGGAAGUGAAUCUGGACAACCAUUCCAAGCCUCACCGCCCAGAGUGGGAAAAGAAGGUGGCAUCAGCCUUGGGAGUAGGUAUCGCCAGUGGAGUGGCUGGUGGCGUGUUGCUGAGCUUCGCCCUCUGCAAGGUGCUCAGGGAGACCUAUAUCAGUGACGGGCUCCAGAGCUUAAAAGCCUUGUCCCAGAAGGACCAGCUGCCCAGGAAGCCAAGCUAGCUUUUAAGGAUAAGUGAGUGUUCUGGCUGCCUGAUAGUGGAUUGGCUAAGAGGGAGGACUCCUACUGCUAAAAGAAUGAGUAGAGGAAUGUGGAGGGGGCACUCUUGCGCAGCUAUGGGGAAUCAUCUCUGCUUGUCCCGGAUAGAUUUCCUCCUGUUCUUCCUUGCCCACUAUGUACCCGGGAAACUGUAGGCACCUGAUCCGGGGAAGAGUUGAAACAAGCUUCAUGUUCUAUCCCAUACAACUUGUAUGCCUCCCCACCUCCAUUCUCCCUCUUUUGAGCAAUGUAUUCAUGGAAAAGGAUAUUAUUAACAGCUUUUAUAGUGAAAACAUUUUUUCCUUUCAAUAAAAAUAAUUCACAGUAGCUGUA
Messenger RNA from Microcebus murinus (gray mouse lemur), 2129 nucleotides. NCBI's taxonomy places the organism in Eukaryota, Metazoa, Chordata, Mammalia, Primates, Cheirogaleidae. The record is from RefSeq and is a predicted model, not a curated record.